AUGGGCACAAACAGUGGUGCCAACAACAGUGGAAAUAGCCAGCAGUCCGCCCCUCAGCAGCCUAGUCAACCCGUCCAGCAGCCCACCCAGGGAUCUUUCCAAGCUGCCGUGCCUGCUCUUGCUCAACCUUUCCCGCCUGCUACCAAUAUGCAAGCUGCUAUGGUCGUGUCAGCAAAGGUUACCAAGCACGCACAUGCUGCUGCUGCUACCAUUUCAGGCAGAACAAAGCUGAUUCCAGAUGUGGUUGAAGGAUUUACUGCUGACACUACUGAGUUUCCGCUACCAGUGUGGCUCCUCACCACCAUCAAGAACAUCAAAUUCAUUCCAUAUUGUAACUUAACUGUGGCUGGUCAUUGUGUCAAACCACGUCAGGAGAACAUUACUCUCAGUAAUGUCCUCGGUCUCGCUGACGCCCCUCUCAAUCGCUCUGGGGAAAAGGACCUCAUUUUUGCUGAGUUCAUACCUGUCACCCCUGUGGUUGUUUGUCUUACCAAGGAAGUGUAUAGGACUCAAGCUACCGACAUAAUUAAAAAAUUGUGCCCACUUAUGACAUUUGGUAUUUGUAAGAAGGCCACGGCUAACCUUUGUCAUGACCUUGCUACAUUUAAUGCUACCGAGUACGGCCUCAUCAUAGCAGAUUUCACCUUAAAUGCCGUUGCUUCUAGCGUAGCACCACUGAUCACGGCUCCGAAUGUUGCUCCUGCUUCGCUAUUCUUCUUGGCCAUGCCUACUCCUUCAUCCUCUGCCGCUUCAGCUUUCACUUUCAAUAGCAAUAGUGGUCCUCUGCCUCCUUCCAGCAGUUUGCAGCCAGUAUAUAAGAAGGCUCAUGUCAUGAGCGUCCGAGCCGACGCUAGCAAGCAAAGGACGCACAGGGAUCACCUACAACUCUCUACUACACCUCAGGCUCGACACCUAUCAUUCCCACUCAAGUAUGGCUUCAAUAUCCGAGGAUAA
Messenger RNA from Stereum hirsutum FP-91666 SS1, 954 nucleotides. RefSeq lists its product as uncharacterized. Bases 1 to 954 code for a protein of 317 amino acids. NCBI's taxonomy places the organism in Eukaryota, Fungi, Basidiomycota, Agaricomycetes, Russulales, Stereaceae. The record is from RefSeq and is a predicted model, not a curated record. The transcript has 5 exons.